Messenger RNA from Guillardia theta CCMP2712, 459 nucleotides. RefSeq lists its product as hypothetical. The transcript has 3 exons. Gene Ontology annotation, cellular component: membrane. Gene Ontology annotation, molecular function: serine-type endopeptidase activity. The record is from RefSeq and is a predicted model, not a curated record. The annotation marks the transcript as partial. NCBI's taxonomy places the organism in Eukaryota, Cryptophyceae, Pyrenomonadales, Geminigeraceae.
AUCAUCGGAGCAAACUGUGUUGUUUUCGUCCUGUGGCAGAAUAGGAAUCUGCAGUAUAUGAUGUGGAAUCAUUUCACAGUCUCAACAUCGGGAGUACUUCAAGACUUCAAGUUGCACACAUUGUUUACUGCCAUCUUCUCUCAUCCUCACUUCUGGCACCUUGUAGCCAACAUGGUAACCCUUUGGUUCUUCGGAGCAGAAUGCUUGACGUUCUUGGGCGCGCAGCGCUUUCUGCAGCUCUACCUUGCAGGAGGACUCACUUCCAGCAUCUGUCAUGUCCUGUGGCCAACAGUCGCUCCCAAGACCCACAGAGCAGCCGAACGGAGGCCACAAUUCUCGGCGACAGGAGCAGUGAACGCGAUGGUCGCCUACAGCAUCCUCACGCUGCCGCAGCGAACCGUCCUCCUCUACUUCGUCAUCCCCAUCCCCGCCUCGGUGAAGCAUGCAGGCCUCUUGUUG